Molecule: messenger RNA, 1039 nt
Organism: Panicum virgatum (switchgrass)
Lineage: Eukaryota; Viridiplantae; Streptophyta; Magnoliopsida; Poales; Poaceae
Product: transmembrane emp24 domain-containing protein p24beta2-like
Exons: 5
Biological process (GO): endoplasmic reticulum to Golgi vesicle-mediated transport; intracellular protein transport; Golgi organization
Cellular component (GO): endoplasmic reticulum; endoplasmic reticulum-Golgi intermediate compartment; COPII-coated ER to Golgi transport vesicle
Source: RefSeq, a predicted model, not a curated record
CGAUCUCGCGAGUCACUUACAAGGAGGAGCUCCGUGAAGGAGACGGGGGCAGAGGUUGAUUUCCCUGACAGAGUUCAAGGCCAGCUCCGAACCCGCCUCCGUCCAGAUCCAGGCCUCCUCCCAUCCACCACAGCCGCACUACCUCUCGCCGGCGUCCUCUCGGACUUGGGGUUGGUUGGCUUCCUUCUUCUUCAGCUGGAGGCCGGGCGAUGGGGGUUGUCAGGAGGAGGAGCCUCGGAUCGGGGGUGCUCUUGGCCCUUGUGCCUCGUGGCUCUCCUGCGCGGUGCCGCGGCCAUCCGCUUCGUGAUCGACAGGGAGGAGUGCUUCUCCCACAACGACGACUACGAAGGGGACACCGUCCACGUGUCCUUCGUCGUCAUCAAGGCGGAGACGCCGUGGCAUUACACCCAGGACGGCGUGGAUCUUGUGAUUAAAGAUCCUAGAGGUGAUCAAAUCCAUGAUUGUCGUGACAAGAUUAGCGAUAAGUUCGAAUUCAUAGUUCACAAGCGAGGUGUCCAUCGCUUCUGCUUCACUAAUAAGUCACCAUAUCAUGAAACGGUGGACUUCGAUGUGCAUAUUGGCCAUUUUUCAUAUUUUGACCAGCAUGCCAAAGAUGAGCAUUUUGGCCCUUUGUUUGAACAAAUUGCGAAGUUGGAUGAGGCCCUCUACAACAUCCAGUUCGAACAGCACUGGUUAGAGGCCCAAACUGACCGCCAAGCAAUAUUAAACGAGAACAUGAGCAGGAGGGCAGUUCACAAGGCACUCAUUGAAUCAGCUGGCCUAGUUGCAGCCAGUGUUGUGCAGGUCUACCUAAUGCGCCGCCUCUUCUAGCGUAAGCUGGGGAGUUCUAGGGUCUAAUUCUGUGGUAGCAGCUCUCCUUUUGCUGUCAGCAAAACAGAAUGUCCAUAUCGCAUUGUAUCAUUGCAAGAUUGGGUACAUACUGUUCAAUUGUUCAUGAAUUUUGUUCCAGAACUAUGUAAUUCACUCGACAAAGUGCAGUGAAGCAUUAAAUUUUUUAACAUCCCAUUUCAAACAAAAA